AUGAAGAGCAGUUCGAUUUUACCAAUGGCAGCAAGCGAUCCUCUGCCAAGAAUGGAAGAGAAGAUUUUCAAAGGCUCCGCCAUGACCAAACGCGGUGCUUAUGCUGCCAUUUCUUACAUGAUAUGUGCUGUUCUCUUGGUAUUAUUCAACAAAGCAGCUCUUUCUUCGUACAACUUCCCUUGUGCUAAUGUCAUCACCCUGUGUCAGAUGAUAUGUUCAUGUUGUUGGCUUUAUAUAUUGCAACGCUGGAAGCUUAUUUCUUUUAAUAGCAAUGAAUCCCCUGUCAUCAGUGAGAAUUCCAAAACAUUGAUACCGUUAAAGACGUUGAUUGACACAUCACCGCUUGCCUUCACCUAUUUGCUUUACAUGCUAGUUACCAUGGAGUCUGUUCGAGGCGUAAAUGUACCCAUGUACACAACCCUUAGGAGAACAACCGUUGUAUUUACAAUGAUCAUGGAAUAUGUCCUUGUGAGACAGAAAUAUACACGUCCUAUUCUAGGAAGUGUGGCUUUGAUUGUGCUGGGUGCUUUCAUCGCUGGAGCUCGGGAUUUAUCAUUUGACUCCUAUGGUUAUCUUGUCGUCUUCCUGUCCAACAUCUCCACAGCAAUAUAUCUCGCUACCAUAUCCCGCUUUGGAAAAUCCAGUGGUCUCAAUAGCUUUGGCCUCAUGUGGUGCAAUGGAAUUUUGUGUGGACCCAUUCUACUGCUGUGGACACUUUUUCGUGGCGACUUGGAGAUGACAAUGAAUUUCCCAUAUUUGCUUUCACCUGGCUUCCUGAUCGUAUUGCUUCUUUCCUGCAUACUGGCUUUCUUUCUAAAUUACAGUAUAUUCCUCAACACAACCCUGAAUUCGGCACUCACUCAGACAAUCUGCGGUAAUUUAAAGGAUCUUUUCACAAUUACACUAGGAUGGAUAAUAUUCGGUGGCCUCCCAUUUGACCUGUUGAAUGUCAUCGGGCAACUGCUAGGUUUCAUUGGAUCGGGAUUGUAUGCCUAUUACAAGCUCAUUGGAAAGUAA
Molecule: messenger RNA, 1017 nt
Organism: Fraxinus pennsylvanica
Lineage: Eukaryota; Viridiplantae; Streptophyta; Magnoliopsida; Lamiales; Oleaceae
Source: the annotation of a GenBank genome assembly